Messenger RNA from Drosophila guanche, 534 nucleotides. RefSeq lists its product as uncharacterized. NCBI's taxonomy places the organism in Eukaryota, Metazoa, Arthropoda, Insecta, Diptera, Drosophilidae. Bases 46 to 366 code for a protein of 106 amino acids. The record is from RefSeq and is a predicted model, not a curated record. The transcript has 3 exons.
UCGUCUCUUUUCAACUCAGCUACAGAAUCUACAACCGACCCGAAAAUGUCCUGUAUUUGCCAAUGUUAUACGAAUGGCGUAGACAGCGGCAUGGCUCAAGUGGGCUUUCCUUUGAAAGCUGAUAAAGAAAGCCCAUCCGAGAACGUCGUAAAAGAUGCGGAAAAGGAAACUUCUGAGAUGACUCUACCUGCCUCUGACUUAGCCGACUGUCGUGCAGAGAAUUGGCUCCUCAAGAAAAAACUGAUGGACUUUGAAAUCACUAUUGAGAAUCUACAACAGCUGGUGAAUAUGAUAGUGGAGAAGCAGCAUCGCAGACUGAGUGUCAUCUUCAGCGAGAGUACCACUCAAUGGAAAGAAAUGCGUUGAUGAAGCAGCUACAUGAUAUUCACCCUUUGUCCAGAAAUCGAAGCUUGGAAUUGGGGAGUGGAUUUAUCGAAAAUGAUGCUAACCGUAGCCCUGAGGUUCACAAGGAAGCUGAAUUAUCCGCUGAAGAGCAGGAUGAAACUGAUGAUGAGCGUGAGAGUGAUAUUGAGU